AUGAAAAUAUAUGUGCUAAUCGAAUGCAUUCCGGGCACUAACAUCGACCUGUUUCAGUCAACAAAUCACAAUGGUGAAUCAUUUCUACUUCACGCUGUACGACUCAACCGUCUCAGUGUGGUCAAAGCUCUUUUCGAGUUGAAGAACUCUGCUGAACUACUCGAUGCGGUGAACAAUGAAGGAGAGAACAUUGUUCAUUUGAUGGCAAAAGACAAGGAGCUGAAGGAGAUGCUCGAUGUAUUUGUUGAUUACUGUGAGAGAAAAUCGAUAAAUAUGCAAGACAAGUUCGAUAAGGUGGAGAAAACCAAUCGGGGACUCUUAGAAUCAGCAAUUGUGCACAAUAAUCUCUGGGCUGUGCGAGCUCUCCUUCCAAGCUUCAAUAAAGAUGUUUGUAAGAGUAAUGGCGACAAUCUUAUUCAUCUUGCUGUUCGCUUUGGUGAUCUUGAACUACUCAAAUGCUUAUUAGAUAAUGAAGAACUGAAGAAACAGGGAAAUGGGCCAAUGAUUCCAACCGAACUAGCAGAAUAA
Adineta ricciae is the source of this 528-nucleotide messenger RNA. The record is from the annotation of a GenBank genome assembly. Lineage: Eukaryota; Metazoa; Rotifera; Eurotatoria; Adinetida; Adinetidae.